UGACUGCUGAAACAUGGGAAAGGGUUUCUACAUUAGCAAAACCCUCGGGAUAGUAGGGAUUGUGAUAGGCGCAGGAGCGGUGGCCACAAUCAUCGCCCUUUCUGUGGUCUAUUCCCAAGAGAAGUCCAAAAACAACGAGAUCGAGAACCAACAGACGACUACAACAAAGGGCCCGACAACAAAUGUUCCAGCGACGACAAACGUCCCAACAACAGCACCAUCCAAUGAACCAUGGGACCAAUGGCGGCUUCCUCAAACUCUCAGUCCAGAAACCUACAAAGUCAACUUGUGGCCGAGGCUCCAGAAGAACGCUGAGGGACUUUACAUCUUCACGGGAGAGUCAAGUGUGGUCUUCAGAUGUGUGGAAAACACAGAUCUGAUCCUCAUUCACUCCAAUAAGCUGACCAUCAAAGACUCGACCACUUUAAAAGCACUCGGAGGUAAUCCAGCUCCUAACAUUGUGUCAACUAAGAUGCAUCCAAAAACCCAAUACAUGGCGAUUUGGCUGGAUCGAGAACUAACUGCUGGGGAAAGUUAUGAGCUUUACACUGAAUUCGUGGGAGAGCUUUCUGAUGACUUGGGUGGCUUUUACCGGAGUGAAUAUUAUGAUGAGAAUGGUGUGCUCAAAGUGGUCGCCACAACUCAGAUGCAGGCAACGGAUGCCAGAAAAGCAUUUCCUUGCUUUGAUGAACCAGCAAUGAAAGCCGUGUUCAACAUCGUUCUUCUCCAUGAUCCAGGAACUGUCGCGCUCUCCAAUGGCGUUGUGAUCGAGGAGAUUCCAGUUACAGAGGAUGGCAUUUCUUUAACCAAAACCACAUUCGCACCCACAGAAAAAAUGUCGACAUAUUUGUUGGCAUUUAUAGUCAGCGAAUUCACCUACAUUGAACAAAAACUUGAUGAUCUGCAGAUUCGAAUUUUUGCACGUAAAGAAGCCAUUGAUGCAAAUCAAGGAGAGUAUGCACUCAAUGUGACCGGAAAAAUUCUCCGAUUCUUUGAGGAGUAUUACAAUUCGUCCUACCCACUGCCCAAAUCAGAUCAAAUCGCUCUGCCGGACUUCAACGCUGGUGCAAUGGAAAACUGGGGUUUAAUCACGUACAGAGAGACAGCCCUGCUAUACGAUGAAGAAAUGUCCUCAAAUGGAAACAAAGAGAGGGUCGUCACUGUUAUAGCCCAUGAACUUGCCCAUCAGUGGUUCGGAAACCUUGUGACUAUCAGGUGGUGGAAUGACCUGUGGCUCAAUGAGGGUUUUGCCUCUUAUGUGGAAUAUCUUGGGGCGGAUAAAGCUGAGCCAUUAUGGAACAUUAAAGAUCUGAUCGUUCUUAAUGAUGUGCACCGAGUUUUCGCUAUUGAUGCAUUGGCCUCAUCUCAUCCCUUAUCAUCUAAAGAAGAGGAUGUCCAAAGGCCGGAGCAAAUUAGCGAAGUGUUUGACACAAUCUCCUACAGUAAGGGGGCAUCAGUACUCAGGAUGCUAUCAAACUUUCUGUCUGAGGACGUGUUUACUCAAGGGCUCAGAACCUACUUGGAACAUUUCAAAUUUAACAACACAGUGUACACAGAUCUUUGGGACCAUCUUCAAAUGGCUGUGGACGAGACUGGAACUGAACUCCCCAGAUCUGUGAAAGAUAUUAUGGACCGCUGGGUUCUUCAAAUGGGCUUCCCUGUGGUCACUAUUAACACCGUAACUGGACAGAUCUCACAGGAGCACUUCUUAUUGGACCCUGAAACCAAACCAGAGCCAUCAGAAUUCAACUAUGAGUGGUUUGUACCAAUUACAUGGACAAAGAAUGAAGCAAUAAAACCCCAGUAUUGGCUGCUGCAGAAAAACACUCAAUUCGAUGACAUGAAAACGAAUGCAAAUGAGUGGGUUCUCGCCAACAUCAACAUGGUAGGAUACUACAGGGUUAACUAUGAUGAGCAAAACUGGGAACGCCUGCUUAAUGCUCUCCAGACAUCCAGAGAGAGUAUUCCAGUUAUUAACCGGGCACAGCUAAUCGAUGAUGCUUUCAACCUGGCCAAAGCAGGAAUUAUUAAAACAACCUUGGCUCUAAGAACCACAGAGUUUCUAGAUGUAGAAACCGAAUACAUGCCAUGGCAGUCUGCUCUCAACAACCUGGACUACUUUUACCUCAUGUUUGAUCGCUCAGAGGUUUACGGCCACAUGCAGGCAUACAUUAGAAAGCAGGUGACACCCUUGUUUGAAUACUUUACAGAACUAACAGACUGGCAGGGUGUGCCUGACAAUCAUACUGAACAAUACAAUCAAGUGAAUGCUCUCCGAGUUGCCUGCAGCAUUGGGUUAAAAAAUUGUACAGAUCUUGUUACAUCAUGGUUCGGAGAGUGGAUGAACAAUGAAGAUGCCAACCCAAUUCAUGCCAACUUGAGGUCUACAGUUUACUGCAGUGCCAUUGCUGCAGGUGGUGCUGAAGAGUGGGAAUUCGCCUGGAAAAUGUUUGAAAAGACUUCCGUCGCUUCCGAAAAAGACAAACUGAGAGCUGCAAUGGCAUGUGCCACCCAGCCCUGGUUACUGAACAGGUAUCUCGAAUACACUUUGGAUGCAAACAAAAUUCGCAAGCAAGAUGCUACUUCUACCAUUGUCAGCAUUGCAAGCAAUGUAGGCGGCCAAUCAUUGGCUUGGGAUUUUGUUCGAGCCAAUUGGGAGUACAUUUUCAACCAGUAUGGAGGUGGAUCUUUUUCUUUCUCCAAUUUGAUCAACGGCGUCACAAAGAGAUUCUCCACUGAGUUUGAACUGAAACAGCUAAUGCAGUUCAAGGAGGACAACGAGCACAUCGGCUUCGGUUCCGGAUCCCUAGCCAUUCAGCAAUCCAUUGAGAGGACAAAAGCCAACAUCAAAUGGGUGGAACAGAACAAAGCUGAUGUUUUACAGUGGUUUAAAGACCAAUCCAAACCCUAAAAGCUAUGAACAUGCUGUGAUUAGUUUGCUCUGAGGAGGAGAGGAACACUGGGGAACACGCUGUUUUGCUAUAUCUAAAUGAGGACUCAAGAAAAAUGAUUAUUUAUUAUUCAUGAUGUUCGCAAUAUUUUCCACAGCUACUUUCUUCCUAUGAAGAUGUACAGUGUAUAAAUAUGUUUUCUUGGAGUUUUUUCAUGUUGUAAUUAUUCAUUUUGUCUUUGAUCAUUCUUUGCAAUGUUUUAUAAUGUUAUUAUAAUGUUAAAUAACUGUAGAACUGAAUAUGCAAAUGGUGCAUGAUUAUUUGGUAUUUGUCAUUUUGAUAUUUUGUGUAAUGAAAAUAAACACAUCCAUCCAUAA
Messenger RNA from Danio rerio (zebrafish), 3268 nucleotides. RefSeq names its product alanyl aminopeptidase, membrane b, tandem duplicate 1 (gene anpepb.1). Lineage: Eukaryota; Metazoa; Chordata; Actinopteri; Cypriniformes; Danionidae. The record is from RefSeq and is marked provisional. Gene Ontology annotation, cellular component: plasma membrane. Gene Ontology annotation, molecular function: metallopeptidase activity; zinc ion binding. Gene Ontology annotation, biological process: proteolysis.